Molecule: messenger RNA, 2463 nt
Organism: Verticillium dahliae VdLs.17
Lineage: Eukaryota; Fungi; Ascomycota; Sordariomycetes; Glomerellales; Plectosphaerellaceae
Product: ribosome biogenesis protein TSR1
Exons: 2
Coding region: 1-2463 (820 amino acids)
Biological process (GO): ribosome biogenesis; maturation of SSU-rRNA from tricistronic rRNA transcript (SSU-rRNA, 5.8S rRNA, LSU-rRNA); endonucleolytic cleavage of tricistronic rRNA transcript (SSU-rRNA, 5.8S rRNA, LSU-rRNA)
Cellular component (GO): preribosome, small subunit precursor; nucleus
Molecular function (GO): GTP binding; U3 snoRNA binding; GTPase activity
Source: RefSeq, a predicted model, not a curated record
AUGAGCCACUCCCAUCGCUCCACGACGAAGGUCUCCCACAAGCCCUUCAAGUCCAAGCAUGCGACGAAGAGUGCGCUGCGCAACGCUGCUAAGGGCAAGGUGGCCGGCACCGAAAAGGGCCAGCGCAAGACCCCUCACCAGAAUGUCAUGUCCAAGUUCGACCGACGCAACCAGGCCAAGCAGCACCGUCUCACCAAGCAAAAGGAGCACCUCGAGGAGACGUCCCUAUUUGCCGGCCGCGAUGGCGCCCCUCGCGUCGUUGCCAUCGUCCCCCUCUGCGAAGACAGCGACGUCAGCUUCGCCAUCAAGCAGCUCAACGAGAGCCUCGACAUUGAGGCCGACAUGGAGGAGAACCCCUUCCGCGUCUCCGUCGACCGCUUCAAGCAGAAACUCCAAUACGUGCCCCUGAAGCGCGAUCUCAACGCCGUCCUCGACGGCACGCGCGUCGCCGACUUUGUCGUCGUCAUGCUGAGCGCCGGCGUCGAGGUCGACCCCCUCGGCGAGCUCAUGCUGCGCAGUCUCGAGAGCCAGGGCAUGUCGACCCUCUACACCAUCGUCCAGGGCCUCGACAAGAUCGAACCCGCCAAGCAGAAGACGCAGGUCCUCGGCUCCCUCAAGUCCUACAUCACCCACUUCCACCCCGAGCAGGAGAAGCUCUACAGCCUCGACAGCCGCCAGGAGUGCUCCAACCUCAUGCGCUCGCUGUGCAACACCACACCCAAGGGCGUCAGGUGGAGGGACGAGAGGAGCUGGCUGCUGGCCGAGGACAUUGAGUUUGCCUCGUCCGGCACGGCGUCCACAGUCAUCACCGGUGUCGUGCGAGGAAAGGGGCUCAAGGCCAACAGGCUGGUGCAGUUGGGCGACCACGGCCUGUUCCAGAUUGAGAAGAUCAUGGCGGCGCCCAUCACCAGGAAGAAGAAGGGCGAGGCCAUGGCCGUCGAGGACAUUCACGCCGAGGAGAUCCUCGAAGUGCCCGACGAGGACCAGGAUGAACUCCUCGACCUGGCCCCUGACGAGGCCAUGAAGGGCGACGACAACGACGACGACAUGGAUGACGGCGCCAUGUCCGUUGCCACAACAGCGAAAAAGGGCGUCCUGCUCGACGACCACCACUACUUCUCGGACGACAACCCCCUCGACCCCACACAGCAGCCCAAGAAGGUUCCCAAGGGAACGUCCAAGUACCAGUCGGCCUGGUAUCUCGGAGAGGAUGUGUCCGACUCGGGCUCAGACAUGGAGGACUUUGACAUGGAGGACGAGUCCUCUGGCUCGGAGGAGAUUGGCCCCGAGGACGGCCUCGAGGGCUACGCGCCGAAACCGCCGACAGAGGGUGCGCCGUCAGAGUACCCUCAGUCGGAGAUGUUUCAGGAUCUCGACGAGGACGAGGACGCCAAGCAGCUCGCGGCGUUCAGGAAAAACAGAAAGGUAGAUGAGGUCGAGGACGACAAGGAGUUCCCUGACGAGAUUGAGCUGCACCCUGGUGUCGCCGCCCGUGAGAGGUUAGCCAAGUACAGAGGUCUCAAGAGCCUGCGGACGAGCGAGUGGGUCGAGGACGAGGACCGCGCGUACGAGCCUGAGGACUGGCGCAGGCUGCUGCGUGUCCCCGACUACCAGGGUUCCCGCUCACGGUUCACCCGCGAGGCUCUCGUGGGCGGUGUCGCCCCCGGCACGAGGGUGGCGGUGCACCUGAAGAACGUGCCCGUCACGUUUGAGAAGUCCUACAAGCCCGGCCAGCCCGUGACGCUCGUCUCGCUGCUGAGGCACGAGCAGAAGAAGACGGUCGUCAACUACCUCAUCAACCUCAGCUCCGACUAUGAAAAGUCGGUCAAGUCGAAGGAGGAGCUCAUCGUGCAGUGCGGCGCCCGCCGCUUCACGAUCAACCCGCUCUUCUCGCAGCCCGGCAACACGCCCAACGACGUGCACAAGUACUGCCGCUACCUGCACCCGGGCCAGUCGGCCGUGGCCACGUUCACGGGACCCGUGACCUGGGGUGCUGUCCCGGUGCUGUUCUUCAAGCGCACGACCCCGAGCACCGAGGUGGCGCAGUCGGAGGAGGAGCAGGCGUCGGACGUCGGUCUGACGCUCAUCGCCACGGGCACGGCGUUGCCGCCCUCGACGUCUCGCGUCGUGGCGAAGCGUGUCAUUCUCACGGGCCACCCGUACCACAUCAACAAGAGGAUCGUCACGAUCCGCUACAUGUUCUUCAACCGCGAGGACGUCGAGUGGUUCAAGGCGCUGCCGCUGUGGACGAGACGCGGCAGGAGCGGGUACGUCAAGGAGGCCCUCGGCACGCACGGUUACUUCAAGGCCACCUUUGACGCGCACAUUAACCCGCAGGACGCCGUCGGCGUGAGCCUGUACAAGCGGGUGUGGCCCCGUGAGGCGUCUGCGUACACGGGCGCGCUGCUGGAUCUGGGGUCGCGAGAGGCGCAGGCUGCGCAGGAUGACAUGAUGAUCGAAUGA